Messenger RNA from Cydia strobilella, 1086 nucleotides. RefSeq lists its product as uncharacterized. The transcript has a single exon. The record is from RefSeq and is a predicted model, not a curated record. NCBI's taxonomy places the organism in Eukaryota, Metazoa, Arthropoda, Insecta, Lepidoptera, Tortricidae. The coding region runs from base 1 to 1086 and encodes 361 amino acids.
AUGAAAUUCCUUUGGAGUUUAGAAAGCAUUGGUAUAACAGAUUCUCCCAAAAAUACCAGAGAAGAAGAAGCUGUUAAAUAUUUUAAUGAAACUGUACAUUAUAACAAUGGCAGAUAUGAGGUCAAGUGGCCAUGGAUCCAAUACCCGCCUGAUUUACCAACCAAUUAUGGUUUAGCCUAUGGCAGGUUAAAAGGUUUACUGCGGAGAUCUGACGAGAGUACGCUCAGCGAGUAUGACCGAAUUAUAAAGGAACAAUUGGAUGCAAAAAUCAUCGAAGAAAUAGAACCUAAAACAGUACCUAUCUAUCAAGUAAGUCCUCCGGUACACUAUUUGCCACAUCUUAUAGUGAGACAAGAAGGAAAGAACGGGCGGAUCGUUUAUGAUGGUUCAGCAAAAAUAAAGGAAGGUAAUAGUUUAAAUGAAUGCAUGUACCGAGGUCCUUCGUUAUUAGAAGAUCUUACUGCGCUAUUGAUUAAAUUUAGAACCGGCAAAGUAGGAAUUACUGCAGAUGUUGAAAAGGCGUUCCUACAAAUUGGCCUCCAAAAUGAAGACAGAGACGUGACGAGAUUUCUCUGGGUUAAGGACCCUAGUAAAGAACUAACGGAUGAUAACAUACGCCAUUUCCGAUUUUGUAGAAUCCCGUUUGGGAUAAUUUCUAGUCCAUUCUUGCUAACAGCAUCAAUUCGAUACCAUAUAUCCAAAACAAAUGAAGCACUACUCACAAAAAUAGCAGACAAGUGCUAUGUUGAUAAUUUAGUGACAUCUGUUGAAUCCCUAGAUGAAGCUUUACGCUUGUAUGAUGAAACUAGGACAGUAUUUAAUGAGCUUUCAAUGAAUAUAAGAGACUGGGUGUCAAAUGAUAGUAAAUUUAUGGAGAAGAUCCCUAAGAACCAGUCUGGAAAUCAGUCAGGAAAAAUGAAAAUUCUGGGUCUAAUUUGGAACCUACAAGAUGACACUUUACAACUGAAAAUGGAAGAUAAGGCGCUUGAGACUCAAGCCAAUGAUGAACUAAACAAAAAGGAUAUCCUUAGAACUCUUGCUCGUGUCUAUGAUCCAUGUGGGUUUGCGUCACAUUCUACCAGCUAA